Molecule: messenger RNA, 1268 nt
Organism: Bombyx mandarina (wild silkworm)
Lineage: Eukaryota; Metazoa; Arthropoda; Insecta; Lepidoptera; Bombycidae
Gene: Rtc1
Product: RNA terminal phosphate cyclase 1
Biological process (GO): endonucleolytic cleavage of tricistronic rRNA transcript (SSU-rRNA, 5.8S rRNA, LSU-rRNA); ribosome biogenesis
Cellular component (GO): nucleolus
Molecular function (GO): RNA endonuclease activity
Source: RefSeq, a predicted model, not a curated record
UUGCACAUGUUCGCUGUUUACAUAUCACCGAAAAACUAAUUCGGAGUAUUAGUUAUAUUAAAAUGCCCGCAGUAAUUGAAAAUGACGUAAUAAAAUACAAGGGCAGCAAUUACUUUCGUCAAAGAUUGCUGCUUUCGACUCUCAGUGGGCGUGCUAUUAAAAUAGAAGACAUUCGCACUACCAACGAUGACCCGGGUCUUCGGGAAUAUGAAGUCAGUUUAAUUCGGUUACUGGAUAAAGUGACGAACGGCACGAGAGUCGAGCUGAGCGAAACCGGUACUUCAGUAUAUUACCAGCCUGGUAUACUGAUUGGUGGACAAGUUAAUCACAACUGUUGUACCCAGAGAGGGAUAGGUUAUUAUCUUGAAGUUCUGCUAGCCCUGGGACCAUUCUGUAAGGAACCUUUAAAUGCAGUCCUACAAGGAGUAACCCACAGUGACCUAGAUGUAUCAGUGGACAAAAUAAAGACGGCAGCUCUACCUGUGCUCCUUAAAUUUAUUCUUGUCGACGAUGGCUUGGAUCUGAAAAUUGUGAGAAGAGGAGCACCACCAUUAGGGGGAGGCGAAGUUGUUUUUAAAUGUCCAGUCAAACGUCAUCUCCGACCUCUACAGUGGACCAAAUGGGGUCUUGUGAAGAGAAUAAGAGGAAUAGUUUAUGCUUUAAGGGUGUCUCCUACGAUGGCUAACAGAGUUGUUGAAGCUGCUAAAGGGGUGAUGCUUAAUUUUCUACCGGAUGUCUACAUCAACACGGACCAGUGUCGAGGGUCGAACGCUGGCAAGAGUCCGGGCUUUGGAGUCAGUCUUGUUGCUGAAACCGAUGAGAAAACCUUUUAUUGUGCUGAAGCAAAAUCAGUCGAAGGAGGUAAAGGUGAAAUUACAUUGCCAGAAGAUAUAGGCCAGGAGUGCGCACAGAAGUUACUGGACGAGAUAUACCGCGGCGGUACUGUGGAUUCCGCCUUCCAGUGGCUGCUGGCUCUGUGGAUGGCGCUCGGACAGAAAGAUGUUAGCGAGUGUAUUGUGGGGCCCCUUUCAGACUACACGAUAUCAUUUCUCCAGCAUUUGAAGGAGUUUUUUGGAGUGAUGUUCAAGUUAGAAGUCCAACGAACCGACAUCGAUGAUGAGGCCUCUGAUGAUGAAGAUGAGACGUCUGUAGCUCAGAAGAUCAAAAUGACAUGCGUCGGUAUUGGAUAUGUCAAUAUUAGUAAACGUACUUUGUAAUAGAUAACAAUGUUGUUUUAUUGUAUUCAUUUUAUUUAUUUUAUUUUACUG